Mesorhabditis spiculigera is the source of this 867-nucleotide messenger RNA. The record is from the annotation of a GenBank genome assembly. Lineage: Eukaryota; Metazoa; Nematoda; Chromadorea; Rhabditida; Rhabditidae.
AUGAUCCCCAGCCGUCUGCUCCUCUCCAAGGGGUUCACCACCUCAGUUGCGGGCUCACGCUUCGCUUCGACCCUCGUCGUCGCCGAGCACAACGAUGAGAAGCUGUCCCCAAUCACGCUGAACGCCAUCACUGCUGCUUCCAAGUUGGGCGGUGAUGUUACGGUCCUUGUCGCCAGUUCGAAUGCCAAGGCGCUGGCUGCUGAGGCCGCGAAGAUCACUUCCGUCAAGAAGGUCCUCGCUGUUCAGGACGACAAAUUCAAGAACUCGUUGCCUGUGUCGGACGUCACGCAAAUCCACUCGGCCGACACCUUCACCAGGACGAUGUACGCCGGAAAUGCCGUUGCAAAGGUCCAAUCGACAGCUACCGUCAAGCUGCUCACGGUCCGCGGGACUGCUUUCGCCCCUGCUGCUGGUGGCGGUAGCGGUGCGGUUGAAGAUUUGCAAGUUGGGGAGGUGAAUGCGGACAGUGAAUUCCUGGGACAGGAGCUGUCAAAGAGCGAGCGACCCGACCUGGGAACCGCUAAGAUCGUCGUUUCUGGAGGCCGGGGCCUGAAGAGCGGCGACAACUUCAAGCUCAUCUACGACCUUGCUGACAAGCUUGGCGCUGGUGUUGGCGCGUCGAGGGCGGCCGUGGAUGCCGGAUACUGCCCCAACGACAUGCAGGUCGGACAGACGGGAAAAAUUGUCGCACCGGAAUUGUACAUCGCCGUUGGUAUCUCUGGGGCCAUCCAGCAUCUUGCGGGCAUGAAGGACAGCAAGACCAUUGUUGCGAUUAACAAGGAUGGAGAUGCUCCGAUUUUCCAGGUUGCCGACAUUGGACUGAAGGAGGACCUCUUCAAGGCUGUACCCGAGAUGACCAAGGCCCUC